ACAAUGUCCAAAACACUGAAGAAGAAGAAGCACUGGUCCAGCAAAGUGCAGGAGUGCACCGUGUCGUGGGGGAGUGGCGGGGAGUUCGGCACCGUGGUGGAAGUUGGAGGAGGCGCCGAGUCGGGAGAGUUUCCCCAUCUUGGCCAAGUAGCGUCCGAAGCGAUGGUUUGCCACGCCGGAAGGUUUCCCGGCCCCGGGGACGUGCUGCUGGAAGUCAACGGCACGCCGGUCAGCGGACUGACCAACCGAGACACCCUUGCUGUCAUCCGCCACUUUAGGGAACCCAUCCGGCUGAAGACUGUGAAACCAGGUAAGGUGUUGAAUACCGACCUGCGUCACUACCUCAGUCUCCAGUUCCAGAAAGGCUCCCUGGACCACAAGCUGCAGCAGGUGAUCAGGGACACUUACCUGAGGACUAUCCCAUGUACGACUCGGCAGCCCAGAGAGGGGGAGGUCCCUGGAGUAGACUACAACUUCAUCAGUGUGGGGGAGUUCCGUGUUCUGGAGGAGAGUGGACUUCUGCUCGAGAGCGGUACCUAUGAUGGGAACUACUAUGGCACCCCAAAGCCUCCUGCAGAGCCCAGCCCUGUGCAGCCGGACUUGGUGGACCAGGUUCUGUUUGAUGAGGAGUUUGACACAGAGGUCCAAAGGAAACGCACCACCUCCGUCAGCAAAAUGGACAGGAAGGACAGCGCAGCCCCUGAGGAGGAGGAGGAAGACGAGAGGCCGGCCAUGGUCAACGGCCUAACAGAGCACAAGGAUAAGUCAGAGUGGAGGAAGACGGUGCCCAGUUACAACCAGUCCGCAGGGGCCAUGGACUUCCGGGCAUGGAAUGCCCUAUCGCAGGACGAGAGCCAGGAGCCUUUGCCCAAGAACUGGGAGAUGGCCUACACAGAGACUGGCAUGGUCUACUUUAUUGAUCACAACAGUAAGACCACCACCUGGCUGGAUCCCCGCCUCGCCAAGAAGGCCAAGCCCCCGGAAAAAUGUGACGAUGGAGAGUUGCCCUAUGGCUGGGAGAAGAUUGAGGACCCCCAGUACGGCACCUACUACGUAGACCACAUCAACCAGAAGACACAGUUUGAGAAUCCUGUGUUAGAGGCCAAGAGGAAGCUAAGUGACGACGCGCCCACUUCCAGCCAACAGUCGACAACCACACCCUCAGAGGAGCCUGGUGGAGUAGUGCGGGGCUUCACACGGGAUCCGGGUCAACUGCAGGGCACUAUUUUGCGGACAGCGUUGAGAAAGAGCCCCCAGGGCUUUGGAUUCACCAUCAUCGGCGGAGACCGUCCUGAUGAGUUCCUUCAGGUGAAGAACGUUCUUCCAGAUGGGCCCGCCGCGCACGAUAACAAGAUCGCCUCAGGUGACGUUAUCGUGGACAUCAACGGCACAUGUGUUCUGGGAAAGACCCAUGCUGAUGUGGUGCAGAUGUUCCAGUCUAUUCCAGUCAACCAAUACGUGGACAUGGUCCUUUGCCGAGGCUACCCCCUACCUGAGGACAACAGCAGCAGCGAGGAGGCCUCAGGGGAGGUUGGCAUCUCCAAAGACGCUUCCCCUUCCCCCUCCAUCUCCACCCCUCAGGACCCCCACUAUGCCAGCCCUGAUGGAGGAACCCUUCCAAGGCCGGCUGCCGCAGUACCACCAAUGACAAACGGAGGGCGCCACCACCACCAACAUCACCACCACCAACACCACCACCAUCCUCAUUCUCACAUUCUGGAAGGCCCGGACCCUUCUCUGUUACAGCCGGAGCUAGUGAGUGUCUCCCUGAUCAAGGGUCCCGGAGGGUUUGGUUUUGCCAUCGCCGACUGCCCUCUUGGCCAGAAGGUGAAGAUGAUCUUGGAUGCUCAGUGGUGCCGCGGCCUGCUGAAGGGAGAUGUCAUCAAGGAGAUCAACAGGCAGAAUGUCCAGACGUUAAGCCACUCCCAGGUGGUGGACAUCCUCAAGGACCUGCCCGUGGGUAGCGAGGUCAACGUGCUGGUUCUCCGAGGAGGUCAGACGUCUCCUGUGAAAUCACUAAAGCCGUGCACCGCUCCCUCAUCACAAGCCAUAUCACAGCAGAUCCCCCAGCAGGCACCCCAUGCCGUGCCUCAGCAGUUUUCCCAGCCAAGUGCCCAGCCCAUUGUCCAGCAACAAGAGAUAACCACCAGCACAGAGACUCUGACUCACCAGGAGUUGCCCCCCCAGCCUCUGCCUUUUCCCUCGAACACCCUGCGGUCCUCCUCCCCCAAACCGGACCCGUCUGAGCUCUACCUCAAAUCAAAGGCCAUGUUGGACAACAAGCCUCCCAACACCAAGGACUUGGAUGUGUUUAUCAAGAGGAACCAGGAGUCAGGAUUUGGUUUCAGGGUCCUUGGAGGCGAGGGACCAGAUCAGCCGGUGUAUAUUGGCGCCAUCGUGCCCCUUGGUGCAGCUGAAAAGGACGGUCGUCUACGGGCAGGAGAUGAGCUGCUUUGUAUAGAUGGCGUGCCAGUCAAGGGAAAAUCCCACAAACAGGUGCUGGAGCUGAUGACCAACGCUGCCCGUAAUGGUCAAGUCAUGCUCACAGUCCGCAGGAAACUGACACAUAUGGACGAAAGCGGAGAGGAGGAGGGCAGCCAGCCGCCUCAGCAAGUCGCCGCCGCCUUAGUCAAUGGCUCUCCCAAACCGAAGGCCAGUCCCUCCCAGCCCUUCCGGCCUGAGUGUUUUGACGUCACUCUGCAGCGCAAAGACAACGAGGGCUUCGGCUUUGUCAUCCUCACAUCCAAGAACAAGCCACCGCCUGGAGUUAUCCCUCACAAGAUUGGCCGUAUAAUCGAGGGCAGCCCGACGGACCAUACGGGCCAGAUGAGGGUGGGGGAUCGUAUCUCGGCGGUCAAUGGCCAGUCCAUCAUGGAGCUUUCUCACAAUGAUAUCGUUCAGCUCAUCAAGGAGGCCGGCAACUCCGUCACGCUCACAGUGGUGCCGGAAGAUGACAGCGGUCCUCCCUCGGGAACAAGUUCGGCCAAGCAGAGCCCCUCAUCACAGCACAGAGCCGUCGGCCAGCAGCCUCCCAGCCAUCCAGACAGGAAAGGUGAGGCUGAGGAAAAGAAGGACGGGGUUGGCUGGCCAGAACACAGGUCUCUCCCGGGGAGAGAGACGGGAGCACUCAUCGCCUCGGGCCCUAAGCAGGGCUGUUUCGUGGUGGAGCUGGAGCGCAGCCAGCGGGGUUUUGGCUUCAGCCUGAGAGGAGGGAAGGAGUACAACAUGGGUCUGUUCAUACUCCGACUGGCCGAGGACGGACCCGCUCUCAAAGAUGGCAGAAUACACGUUGGAGAUCAGAUAGUGGAAAUCAACGGUGAGGCCACCCAGGGUAUCACACACACAAGAGCCAUCGAGUUGAUCCAGGCAGGGGGCAAUAUAGUUCAUCUACUGCUGCGACCUGGCCUUGGCUUGGUCCCCGAUCACAGUUCAAAGGACAAAGUAACCAUGUCAGCCUCAAGCUUUCCCAGACUCCCCAUAUUUGACGAGCAGUUAUCUCCAGCAUCUCCGUCAUCUGCCUCCCUCUUCAACACUGAGCUGCCCCCAUCCCUAUCAAAUGCCACUGCCCCUGAUGACUCCUCUGAAUGGGACCCUCGAACCACUUGGUACCCCGGUUCUGGGCAGGAACACCUUGCGCAACCUAGCCUGCAUAACCGGUACGGAAGACAGCAGCACUCUCACCACCAUAAGCGUCCCACCAGCCCUGACACCUUGGACAGAAAGAGCCACAAAGACAAGCCUGCCAGUCCUAAGAGAGUUACCGAGGGCCGGGUGGAUGGUGUGGAGCGAUCCCUUAGCCCCAGGAAGACGGACAGAGGCCACAGCGGAUCUCUGGAAGACAUGAGCAGGGAGAGAAGGGCCCAUGGCCAGAGAAAUCACCGGCCUUCAAGCCCCAGGCAAAAUAUCAGGAGGGAACAAGACCCUGCUGCACCUAGGAAGAACCUGGAAGAGCCUCAGAGCCCCAGGCGCCCAGGGGGCCAACAACCCAGCACCGCCCCGGCUGAAGAAAGGGAGUGGAGAUACACGGAGGAGGAUGCGACCUAUUAUUUAGAGCAAGGGUAUGUAGAGAGGGAGGACACAACCGGCAGAACCAAUGAGCGGCGCAAGAAAGACAAAGGUGCCAAACGAGAUACAGCGGUGCAUAGAUCUCACUCCCAGAUCCAUAGGGAGAGGGCGGGGUCAGACGCUGACACCACCACCCUGAGUCGGAGGGGUGGAAGAGAGAAGGAAAAGGAGAAACUGGGGGAUAAGGAAGCAAGGGAAGGCAAGCACCGCGGGUCACCUGAAGAACUGAACAAAAAGGACCCCAGGGGAUCGAGCAGUAGCAUCCAGGACAGCAGCUGCAACGGGACAUCUACCAUCAAGAAGGCACCUAUCACCCCUGGCCCGUGGAAAGUCCCCAGCACCACCAAGCUCCAGGCCCAGGUGGAGAUGACGCAUGAGGGAAACUGAUAUUCUCCAAGUAUGCUCCUCUCAUUCAUUUGGAGAAAGCAGAGGCUCAGAAGCAUGGACAGUCAAAGUGGAAUGAUGAGUCAUGAGAGAGUUACUGCAUCACUGUGUAACCAGCAACAUUACUGCACAUUGCUUAUUAGUCAUUUGGGGUUUUUUUUCUUCUUCUUCUUUUUCCCCCGUUUGCCUCAUUCGGUUUGCAUCAGGCGGAUGAUUGUUUGACCUGAUAUGCAUAUUUCUUCAGGCAUGUAUAUGUUUGUAUGUGUUUAUUUGGGUGUGUGCGUGGAUGUAUAAGUGAUUGGGUCUUGUGCGUGAGUUUUAAAGUGACACUGAAGUCCCAUGUCUGUAUCGUGCCAAUCAGAGACUCCGUGUGUGAAGAAGCUGCUGCGUAUCGCUCUCACUGUGACACUAUUUUUAGGCAAGGAGAUGAAGCGCUCUCUUCCUCUGCCCGCUUUUAUGAAGGAUUCUGCUCUUUUGUCACUCUGAUGGUGAUAAAGACUUCUGCAGCUAUAAAGACGCUCAGUUUCCCCCCGAUCGGAUAGAUUCACUGUUACUUUGGCUGAUGGAUGUUUGAGGAGGUGGAGCUGGGUGGAUUUCGUCUUUUGAUUGGUGACAGAAGGAGACAGAUCGUCUUCUAAAUCAUUCUCUGUCUUCCUCUUGAGAGCCCCUUAACCAGAGCUGUGAACCGUGUGUGUGAGUGCAUGCAUGUGUGUGUGUGUGUGUGUGUGUGUGUGUGUGUGUGUGUGUGUGUGUGUGUGUGUGUGUGUGUUCACACAUUUAAGACUCUGAAUCACCCUGUUUCCAUCAGCUCUUGCAGUAGGUGCACUGAUCACUCUGAAGCUUUAUAUAUGCAUCAAUCAGCAGACCAGACACUUGUGGUUGUAAUAUUACUCUUUGUUACAUGCGUGUUUAUAGUGAAGUAUAGUUGUAAUUUAUUGAAAUUAAGUGACGAAAAAUAUUAUAGGCAUACAUAUCCAGAAUGAUUCAUCACUUCCUUGAUGUAGGAAGUGAAUGGAAAUGGAAAUGGAAUGUGUAGAUAAGUAUUUCCAUAGCAAAUAAGGUGCGGUGAAGUGUGUCAAGCAGAUCGGACAUCUCGGCUGUUUCCUGAGUUCACAUCGUAUCGACGCUGAUGACAUCAUUGCAACUCCAUGGGCCUGUCGCGUUGUGGUGCAUGAAUUAUCUAUAUAUUCCAUUUCUAUUUCUAUGUGUCGACAGUCUGUGCACAGUCCCACAAACGUAUUUGAUCCACAUAAUGUUGUCUACUGUUAGCAGUUCAGUAUUCUAGGUCCUCUGUGUGUGCGUAUACGAGCUGUCUGAUAGGCCUAUGUAUUUUAGACAUUGCUGUAGCUUCGACAGUACUUUAUCUGAUAUGUGUAUUAUUAUUUAACAAAGUGAUUAUCUAUACAUCUAUACAUUAUUUAGCAGAGUUGGAUUAUCACAUCUGAUCGUAUGGAGUGAGACGUUUGCCUUCAACCUAUUAAAACUUAAGAGAUAUUUUUAGUUUUUAUCACACCACAAUUUAGUGCACAAAAAAACUGCUUUCUUCACUCUAACCUCCGCAUCUAUUCUAACCUGAGCUGCAUUUUAGGUCAUGGCCCAAAAUGAGAGAGAAAUGAAUUGCUGUGUAUUUUGACUUUGUUAAACAUCAACAACACCGCGCGUAUCAAAAUUUUAUAAUAUGAAUAAAUCCAGACUUCCAGAGUCCAGGUUUGGGGGAGAGAAAGUAAAUACGUUGCCCUGUGGUGGUUGCGUUCGAGGCUCACUGGGAAAGGCUUAAUGCCCUCAUGUGGGGUUUUAGUACGACAUUACAUUGGAGGAGUGCACUUAAACACGACAGGGAAUCUAUUUUCAUAUGAAACUAUAUAUUCCUUAUUCAACAGAGUUGCUUAAAAUCAUUUUGAAAUGAACAUUUCAAAAUGUUUUAUUGAAAUGCUGACAUUUGCUUUAUUCCAGAUCCGGUUGUAUUUGACGCAAUCUAUUCAAACGCCGCGUUUCUGGUGAUGCCACGCGGUUAAUUGCUCGGGGGGAAGGGAUUUGUAUUUGCCGAUGGGAAAUGGAUGUGGAAUUUUCUCAGGAAUAAACGCAUCCAGCAGGGGCGCUAGUUCUCACUUUCCCCUCCCACGGGCCAGGCCGUGGCACGUUUAUCCGCUGCCAAGCUCAACGGUCUGUUAAAGGAAUGCAGCGACAUCUAGCGGUCGAUGCGCAACGUGAGCGCUGGCUCAGUAAGGAGCCCGCUCCCCCCCCCCCCCUGCGUACAGUGAGAAAUUACCAAAUAGUGGCUGUUGACUACCCGAACAGGUCGCCCCAGAAGGCUUCGGUUAAAUCGAUGCAUGAGUAAUGACGUAGGAGAGUAAACGUUUGUCGCCUGGUCUGUUAGAGCGCAUACUAAUUUAUUUCACACCUAACUUGUGACGCUGUGAUAACGAUUGGCUGCUGCAUCAUUUACCGUGCUCGUCAUUAUCAUGUGUGGCGGCGUGGCCUUGCGUUGUCCCAGCAUCCAGAAGCCUUUGGUUCUGACAUCAUGGUAGUUGUAAAUGUUUAUAAAUUGUACAGCACCUUUAUAAAUAUUUGCCUUCAUUCAGAAAAAAAAAAUAUCAUCUGUAAAUCGUUCAUUAUUUUUUUAAGUAAUCGAAAGGAAAAUGAUGUAAAAUGAUGAAAGGAAUUCUGGUCAUGGCGUUCUGUUCAUGCACUGAUAAAUAAAGGUUUACUGAA
This is a messenger RNA of Lampris incognitus (smalleye Pacific opah), 7161 nucleotides long. RefSeq names its product membrane-associated guanylate kinase, WW and PDZ domain-containing protein 3-like. NCBI's taxonomy places the organism in Eukaryota, Metazoa, Chordata, Actinopteri, Lampriformes, Lampridae. The record is from RefSeq and is a predicted model, not a curated record. Gene Ontology annotation, biological process: signal transduction. Gene Ontology annotation, cellular component: cytoplasm. Gene Ontology annotation, molecular function: protein binding.